AUGUUUGUGGACAAGUGCUGGUCGAGAACACAUCGAUGCAGGCCACGACCAAUGGACAAGCACUUCUCGGACGACAUCCAGACGCGGCAGUACCGCGCCCUGGAGGUGCUGCUGGGGGCCGAGUACGGAACGUCGGCCGACAUCUGGAGCACCGCCUGCAUGGCCUUCGAGUUGGCCACAGGAGGGUAUCUCUUUGAGCCGCACUCGGGGGAGGGAUACUCCAGAGACGAGGACCACAUAGCGCACAUCAUCGAGCUGCUGGGAAACCUCCCCAAGAGCUUUGCGAUGUCCGGGAGAUACUCUCGGGAAAUAUUCAACAGCAAAGGAGAGAUGAGGCACAUCGACGAGCUCACGCCGUGGGCGCUGCCCGACAUGCUGCUGGAGAAGUACGGCUGGAGCGCGGACGAGGCGAACGCCUUCGCUUCCUUCCUGCUGCCCAUGCUGGCGCCGAGGCCCUGGCGGAGAGCCACGGCCGCACAGAGCCUCGACCACGAAUGGCUGCAGCAGGCCUAGCGGGGCCCAGGCUAUAGCCCAUGCCAUCGUCAUGACGAUGAGCGGUGGCGGGGGCGGCCCUGUGUAGAUGAGGUGAGAGGUUGAGAGGACCUGGAGACACCAAGAGAGAGAUACGCAGAGAGAGAGACACACACAGAGAGCCUGGACCACUCCUGGCUGCAGCCGGCCUAGGCAAGGCCCACGCUGAGGCGAUCGUGGUCAAACCUAUGAUGGCUGCGCAGAUGGGAGUCGGGCGGGGCGAUGGGACAUGGAGACGUGGAGAGAGACAGAUGCCGAGAGACAAAGACAAAUCUUUUUGGGAUGCCUGAAGAUGCGGGGUCCCUGUGCACUUGUGGUGUAGAGCUAACUCUAGCCGUGGGCUCUAGGCCUGCCGGCUUCAGGCCUGGCGAGGGCCUGCCUACUGGCCCUCCAAGUAGAAUGGCUACAAACGCUCGUCAAACUGUUCUAAUCGGCGUGCAAUUUCUAACGUGCACAAUAUGCCACAGACAUAAAUGACCGUGGCUCUGAGGCGCGGAGUCGAGUCCAGUGUCUCGUGAAAACGGGGCGAAUCUAAGAGGCGGGGCCUUUAAGUGUCUGUGAAAUGCCUGUGUAGAUUGAGGGCUGUGAAUGUGACGCAGGAUGGCGUUCCAGACGGCAAGGCCUGCCACGGAGAGACGACAACUGGCAGUGACGGCCCUGAUCUUUGCAAUAGCGGGUAGGAGGCCGUGAGUCGCGCUCGCUGCUGCAGAGACUUCUGCCGUGUGCUGCGUUGCAGGGUGACGGUAGGGUGAGCGACGAAAGAUACUGUGGACGACCGAAAGCGGUGGCAGAGACAGCAGGUGAUCCUGUAGACGACCCUGUUGGCGAUGGUGGGAAGCCAGUGGAGGCAGGAGAUCUUGUAGCUGGCCCGUCUGGUGAUGGUCGGAGGCCAGUGGAGGAGGGAGUGGAGGCAGGAGAUCUUGUAGCUGGCCCUGCUGUUGAUGGUCGGAAGCCAGUGGAGGAGGGAGUGGAGGCAGGAGAUGUUGUAGCUGAACCUGCUGGUGAUGGUGGGAGGCCAGUGGAGGAGGGAGUGGAGGCAGGAGAUGUUGUAGCUGACCCUGCUGGUGAUGGUGAGAAGCCAGUGGAGGAGGGAGUGGAGGCAGGAGAUCUUGUAGCAGGUUAUGGAGGGAGGCGAGGGAAUUUCCCUGAUGAUGACAGGUGCAGAGGAUGUUUUGCAGCCGCUGUAGUUUCUUGAGGUUACUCGAUGAGAAAUAAAGACAGACGGAGAUUGCAACAGUCGGCCAUGCCACGGGCGAGGGUGUCGGCGAUGUGGGUGGUGAUGAGAGAACGUAAAUGACGGAGGGCCCUGAGGUCCUGGUUGCCACAUCUGAUGAUGUGGUUGGUGUAGUAAGUGAACAUGGAAGGAUAUGACACAGCUGAGAGUGACGUCGAGGAACGAGAUGGACAGUGGAGCCAGCAACUAAGA
This is a messenger RNA of Lethenteron reissneri (Far Eastern brook lamprey), 1957 nucleotides long. Its product is annotated as SRSF protein kinase 3-like. Lineage: Eukaryota; Metazoa; Chordata; Hyperoartia; Petromyzontiformes; Petromyzontidae. Gene Ontology annotation, biological process: spliceosomal complex assembly; intracellular signal transduction; regulation of mRNA processing. Gene Ontology annotation, cellular component: nucleus; cytoplasm. The record is from RefSeq and is a predicted model, not a curated record. Gene Ontology annotation, molecular function: ATP binding; protein serine/threonine kinase activity.